UCUCCCAUUCUCCGUUAACUCUCCUCCGUUAGUGCUCAAAUAUUCACUUUUCACCUCCUGGUUUCUCUCUCCUUUACUCCUCCCGCUCAAAAUUCCUCCCGCUCGCGACUUCCUCUUUCUUCCUCCCCGACUUCCUCUUCCUUCCUCCCCGACUUCGCAUCCUUUGGUCGUGAACCCGCCGCGCCUACACCGGUUGCCUCCGCCGUCCCCUUCUAGAAAACCCAUUUGCUCUCUCUCUCUUUCCUCCGCGAAGCGCGGCUCUUUUUGUGGACCGCGCCUCUGCCUCCGCCGGUUUCCUCCGUCGUCGCCUCCCGGAGCCCAUCGGUGGCUCAGAUCCUGACCACGCGGCCGCCUCCGCCUACGCCGUCGCCGUCUCCUCCAAAGCCCUCCAUUGGCGAUUCGUCCUCUGCCACUCUCUCUAUCCCGAGAAAUGGCUCCGCUCUGCUCUCUGUGACGAACCGCGCCUCUGCCGUCGCCUCCCGCAGCCCCUUUGGAGAUCUCGGGCUCCGACUCGCCCUCUGCGUUACCUCCCGAAGCCCCAUUCUCAGGUUAGGGUUUUGUAUGACUUGAAAUUCCCAUCGUUUUUGCCCUAACGUGAAGAUUGGUGGCUCAGAUCUCGACCACGCGGCCGCCUCCGCCUACGCCGUCGCCUCCGAAGCCCCCCAUUGGCGAUUCGUCCUCUGCCCCUCUCUCUUUGUCCCGAGAAACGGCUUUGUUCGGCUCUCUAUAACGAACCGCGCCACCAACAGUUUGGUUUCGUGAUCAAUGAGCGGCCGAGGAUCAAUAAGAACAAGCACAAGGAUCUCCUGCAUGCAUUGAAAUAUUGCUUGAAGUCUGAUGAUGCGAUUCACUAUGCACAAUAUGAGGGAACUUCAUAGUCUCUCAUCACCUCAGUUAUUUUGCACUUGUAAAGAUAUCAAAUGGCUGACUUAGAGCAUGAAACUUCCCAUCUUGCACAUGUGAUGCGUGAUAUGGACAAAGAUUUUGAGUUUGUAGUAGGGAUGGUUUUCUCAAAUGAACUUGAAGCAUAUCAUAAGUAUGUGGCUUAUGCAAUCAGCAAAGGAUUUGGAGUGAGAAAAGGUAAUGCGGUUAAAAAUAGAAAGGGUGAAAUAACCCGGCGAACUUUUUUGUGUAAUUGUGAGGGGCAUUCGGUUGGGUCAUCUGAUCAAGAAAAGAAAUAUGAGAGAUUUGAAGUUAGAUGUGGGUGUCUUGCUCAUAUCAAAUUUAAGGUUGAUAAGGGUGUCUAUGAAGUCAUGGACUAUGUUUCUGAGCAUAAUCAUGCAUUUGUACGGGAAGAUCAAAAGCAUUUGAUUAGAUGUGGAAGAAUGAUAUCUGACACGUGCAAGGGUGUUUUGGUUGAUAUGAUUAAAGCAGGCAUUGGGGGGACUUCGGCAUAUAAAUUUUUAGCAAACGAAGCUGGAGGAAGCAAAAACUUAGGUUUCAUCCUGCGUGAUUGUCAAAAUUUUUUGCAAACGGAAAAAUCCAAGGUUAUAAGUGGCGGAGAUUGUCAAAGUCUUUUGAACCAUUUUCAUUGCAUGCAAAUGCAAAACCCAAUGUUUUUCUAUGCUGUUCAAGUAGAUCAAGAUGGUAGAUUGACCAAUUUAUUUUGGAGAGAUAGCUUGUCCAAAUUUGAUUAUGACUGUUUUGGUGAUGUGCUAGUGUUUGAUACCACAUACCGUACCAACAAAUAUAACAUGAUAUGUGCACCUUUUGUUGGGGUUAAUCACCAUUGGAAGAAUACUCUGUUUGGUUGUGCAUUUUUGCUGGACGAGACUGCAGAAUCAUUUAUUUGGUUAUUUGAUGUGUUUUUGAAGUCUAUGGGAAAUAAGGCUCCGAAAACCAUAUUCACUGAUCAAGACCAAGCCAUGGCAAAAGCCAUUAGAAUGGUGUUUCCAAAUACACAGCAUCGUUUAUGCACUUGGCACAUCGGGAAAAAUGCCAAUCAAAACAUUCCACAUCUUUACCAUAAGCCAGGUUUUAAGGAUAAAUAUUUCUUAGUGCUUAUGUAUAGAUGCAAAUCAGAGGACGAAUUUGAAGCUACAUGGAGGGAAAUGGAAGAGGUGUGGGGUACUAAAAAUAACAAUUGGCUUCGGAGAUUAUAUGACCUUAGACAUAAAUGGAGUUCAGCUUUUGGUCGUGACUCUUUUACAUGUGGUAUAAGGUCAAGUCAAAGGAGUGAGAGCACCAAUAAUGUCUUCCAACAUAUGUCGACGAAGACAUUGUCUCUUGUAGAAUUUGUCCACCAUUAUGAAGAACAAUUGAAACAUAUGAGAGAAGUUGAAAGUCAAGAUGAUUAUAGUUCUCGUGGGACAGCCAAAUCGCAGGUUAAAAAUAAUGGGAUCUUGUCACAUGCUGCUUCGGUAUAUACCCGUACCAUUUUUCUAAAGUUUAAUGAAGAAUUUGUGCAAAGUCUCUCUGAACAUAUUUCAAGUACUACAUCUGAUGGAUCGGUUUCUUUAUAUACUCUCAAGUGUAUGGGGAUUGGGAUUCAAGGUGAAUAUGUUGUUAGAUUUGACCCUGCAGACUUAUCAGUUUCUUGUGAAUGCAAAUUAUUUGAAUCAAAAGGGUGGUUGUGUCGCCAUGCCUUACGCGUGUUGAAUGUGAACAUGUCGAUGGUUACGGUAAUUCCUUCUUCCUAUAUUUUGAAAAGAUGGACUAAGGAUGCCAAAGAAGGGAUUGUCAAUGAUGAAUCCCAUCAAAUGUCACCGGGUCCAUCUAAAUUUAAUCGAUUUUCCACGUUAAUGCAUGAAUCCAUUGAACUGAUGAGUUUGGGAGCUGAAGAUGUACAUACUAUGAGAAUAUUGAGGAAGCACAUGGUUAAAGCAAAGGCUGAAAUUUCAUCAUACAAAUCAAGUAUGGUUGUGACUGAUGAUGCUGGUGAUGAUGAGUAUAAUGAGGCUUCUUUGUGCGAUAUUUCGGUAGCGGACCCCAUUCGAAGGAAACGAAAGGGACUAAGUUACGGAAGGCUUAAAAGCUCCAGUGAGAAAAAGAAGAAAACAUCUAAGAAAGGAACUCCCCCAACGCAAAUAGAAAGUCAAGAGUUGGUUGUCCAAGCGACGCAUAAUGAAACUCAGUUCCUAGAUUAUUCGAGUAAUUCAAAUCAGUUUCGAAGUGCCGUUUAUCCUAGCAACAUUGGUGGUCCUACUGUAAAUCUAAAUUUUCAUAAUCAGCAGCCACCAUUCAUCAUGCCGUCCGGGAUUAUGAGUGGAUUUUGCCCAGUCCCUAGUCGGAUGCAAUCACCAUACAUCAUGCCGCCGAGGAGUGGAUUUUCCCCAUUCACUAGUCAGAUGUUGGAGUACCAUAAUCAAUCCCACGGAACCAUUUUGAGCCAGGGGUCAUCAAACUCUUGUCAGCAUCCUAGGAUGAAUGAAUCCGAAGCCCCCUUUGAAAGCAUAGACAAUGCACGGUCGCAACACAAAUAGUCGGGAGGAACCCUCGUAAUAAGUCUCUUCACCAAAUAAAAUAUUUUUUGCGUCCUUCUCUGAUAAGGUAACUAUUGUAGUAUGAGUUCACUGUGACUUGGGAUUUGCAUCUGUGCCUUUUAUAUGAAAAGAUUUUCCUUUGUAUUUCCUUGGUUGUUACUUGGAAGAAAUGUUUUUAUAUUUCCAAUUUUGUUAGUUGGGCUAUAAAUCCAGUAGGAACCAAGUUCGAUAUUCAUUUGACGUGAUGUAGUGAUUAACUAGGGCAUAGUUUCAAUAGACAUUAGAAAAGGAUUGUUAGAGUAGUAAAGAUUUAGUUCUAUGUAAGUUAUGAUCUUAUCAAACUUGCUUAGAGCUUCACCCAUAUGCAGAGAUUCAUUCUUCUUCAGAGUAUUCACUAUGUUCUCUCAUUUUCUGCAGUUAUGGGUAUUCCAAAGAAAGAUUUGUUUGGGCUCUGAUAUCUGUUGUUGGCAUUUUUUUGUCUUGGGUCUGGUGCUACAAUUGUUAAUGGAAUUCGAAGCUUGUGGAUUGCACACGUAAUCUUCUUUUUUUGUCUUAUCCUUUACCGUUCUUCUAAAGUUUUAGCCAGUUCAUAAAAUGGGCAAAGUUGUUCUUGAUAUAUAAGGUCAUUGUCUUCUUUAGCGUUCAGAAAAUAUCCAAUAUGCAGCUUCAGUGAUCGGAGGCUCAUUCAUGAUCGAAGGUAUUUCGACUUACCAUUUGUUUUGGGCUGCUACUUAUAAUGAAAUCAUUGGUAUUUUGACUUACCAUUUAGUAAUCGGAGGCUCAUUCACCUAUAAUAUUUGUUCAGUGAUGUGCAGAUCAAGAGUGAUUUGAACCUGUCAACUGGUGUGAAGUGUUAGUGUGAAGUUUCAAGAAUGAUCUGAAGGAACAAGUUUGUAUGGCGUCGUCUCACAAUUUAGUAUUUGGGUCCAGAAUGCAUGAACCCAUGCAUUUAUUGAAGAUGAUUGGGACCUAGUGAGAAGCCAGCAGCAGCACCACCAGCUACAGCACCUGCAGCUGAGUUAGUAUAUGCAACAAAAUGGGCAGAUUUCUCUUUAUCCAUAGUUGGAUUUAUCUUAUAGAAUUUUAUUGGG
Molecule: messenger RNA, 4513 nt
Organism: Syzygium oleosum
Lineage: Eukaryota; Viridiplantae; Streptophyta; Magnoliopsida; Myrtales; Myrtaceae
Product: protein FAR1-RELATED SEQUENCE 5-like
Exons: 11
Coding region: 921-3422 (833 amino acids)
Biological process (GO): regulation of DNA-templated transcription
Molecular function (GO): zinc ion binding
Source: RefSeq, a predicted model, not a curated record